This is a messenger RNA of Aspergillus pseudoviridinutans, 1887 nucleotides long. RefSeq lists its product as uncharacterized. Lineage: Eukaryota; Fungi; Ascomycota; Eurotiomycetes; Eurotiales; Aspergillaceae. The transcript has 7 exons. The record is from RefSeq and is a predicted model, not a curated record. Bases 1 to 1887 code for a protein of 628 amino acids.
AUGAAUAACCUUUGGUGGCGCCGUUUCACGCACGGAGAUCAACCAGACCAGGACAUACUUGCAGAUGAUGCAUUCUUGAAGAAUAAUUUUAUGGACCAUUUUGGAAUUUUGCUUCAGAAUGUUCAACUUAAUUGUUUCCUGACGUUUGACCAAGUUAUACACACAUUCUGGGACAAAGCCGACUACUACUUGCAGAUCUUUUGUGUCGCCGACGGGGCUGAUAUCGCAUAUAACAAUUCCACAAGCGCAUGGUUUGAUCCUGGUGUGCGCUUUGCAGCGGUCGUCUCACCAAAGAAUAUCCGCCCGUUUCAGGACACUAACUGGACCAUUUUUAUUGUUGGCUCUGCUGAAUUCGAUUCCAAGGAAAGGUUCUUACAGGUGGCCAGCUGGAAUGGUGAUGCCUUUCGAUUCUAUGGUCGUGGACCCCUUAGCCAUGAUUACAAUAUAAUUUCGUGGAUAUACCAAGGUUCCUCGUGGGAUGCUUUCAAACCUGAGUCAUCCUACCUUGGACCCUUCAAUGGUCACAUCAACGGUGCACCCAUAAUGAAGGAGCUCCAGAACCCCUGGUUACACUGGCACUCAGCUGCUGGAAGUGUCUCUCAAUGCCUUUCACCCGCACAAACCGAGUAUUUCAAGACGAAGCCAUACCUAUCAACAGAUGACUUGGUACUUGGCAAAGUAAAGUUCGCUGACCAGCUGGAGUCAAUUGUGAGGAGUGGCGUAUCGGAAUGGUACGCACAACGAAUGAAACAUGACUUCAAAGACAGUAAUGGGUCACUAAAGCAAUCUCCAUCGAAUAUACCAAGAUGGGUGGCUCAUUUGCUUCUGACAACCACUAUCAAUAUCCACUGUGGUGAGCUGAAUGGAGGCGACGAUACUCUGACUGUGCCUCCCAAUCACUUUUUCAACGAUGAAAUUCUGAAGUCUUAUCCUGGCAGCGGGAAGAUCUAUCCUCGUUUUGGAAGCCUAAGUGUGCGCCAUAAGGACUACGAAAAUGCCUGUAGUCAACUUGGUCUUGCCCUUCUGAAAGAGGUUUCCACAUUCGACAAUGUACCAGAGAACCUCCAAGUGACACUUUACCCAGGUUCCCUGGGGGCUGGGAAGCAUUCGGGAAACCGUACACAAGUCUUAUUCGCGAAAUGCUUGGUUGGAGAAGGCAGCGGCCCUUUCACGAUUCUCACACCAUCCCUUGAGGACAGUCGGGGAGUUCUGAACUUCCAGAAGAUUACAAAAAAUGUCUCAUUGGUCUCUCAAAAGCUAUUAGAUUGCUUGGUCAUGGCCGAUUAUUGGAACCCUGUUUAUUCUUGGAGGAGGGGGAUACUGAUGCAAUAUAUGCCAGCUUCAACGACUCUUAAAGGAAAGACUUACGAUCUGGAAGAGAACUUUAUCCAAGCCCUAAAGAGCUCGGCGUACGCCAAAUGCGCAGGCGAAGUGGAGAAUGAGUUCCUCAGGCUAUAUGAGUGUUACGACCUCGAUAGCCUGGCCAGCCGUAUUUCAAGCUACGUUGGAAAGGUCCAGCAGAAACUAAGAACAUCCGCAGGUGUACUGAACUACUUGUUGCUUGCUGAGUCACGGCGGAGAAUAUAUCGCCCUCUGCCUUUGAAUGAGUUUGGGCUUACUUUACCCUUCGCCGUCAAUUACCCGACGCGGGAGUCUCUUCCACUCAAAGAAAUGACGGAAUCCGGAGAAGUUGUCAACAUGCCAGAACGCGGGAAAAAGUUCCUCACAGAGUGGACUGGCACUCUGUGGUCUGAUGAGCCUAUGCUUUUGCCAUCUCCCAAGGCAUAUAGUUAUGAUAACAGUCCCCCUGGAUGCCUUGCCCCAACCUCGCCUCUCGCUCUGCCAAAGAAAGAGAGGACACCCAAGAGCUCUAUAAAAAGGAGCUAA